GGCCGUCUUUGCAAUUGUUGUUCGGGUUAUCUUUGGAAGAUUUUCAGAUUAACUUCCUUGCGAUGAAACUUGAUAAUGAAAUGGAAAAAUUCCGAUAUUUCAGUUCUAUAUCGCAACACAAAAGUGACAAUGAUUCGCCUGAUCAUUGCAGUGCUUAUAUUUACCACACAAUGCAGUUAUUCCAGUACUACCACGCUUAAUUGCGACUUUGAAAUGUACCCAUUUGACACAAUCGGCAGUAUUUACACUUGUACCGGUCGUAUUACAAUCAAUGAAGGUGCUAAAGUGACACAAAUGUACAGUGUCGCAGGUCAUAUGAGUGGAAAAAACAAUGGUAACGUUCUAGCCUUACGUAUGAACAGUAAGAGUAUGACCACAUUUCCGGUGAAUGUCGAAAAUUUCUUUCCAAACAUAAAGGCGCUACAUUUCGGUGAAAAUAUGAUUUCCCACAUCAACAACAGCCAUUUGAAUCCUUUUCCCGAUCUACGAUUUCUCAGCAUGUGGAACAAUCAUCUCACUUCACUUGACAGCAACUUAUUCGCUGGCUUAACAUCUAUGUCUUACAUUAACUUUGAAUUCAACCGAAUUAUGUACGUCGGACACGAUUUUGUCUUGCCAUACUCUGCUGAGAUCCGAUUCUACAGCAAUCCGUGCAUUAGUGACAUGGCAUCGACUCCGGACAGAAUCAGUUUAUUGAAAUUUCUCUUGGCAGUCAAGUGUCCACCGACGAUACUGCACAUUGAGAACAGUCUCGAGAGUCGCCCCAACUUACUAACGAAUGUGAAGGACCAAGUACAGAGUCUGCAGCAGAAGAAUCAGCAGUUUGAAGACAAAAUGUACUAUCUGGAAUUGAGAAUGACUUCACUGGAAGCGAUAAUUGAAGGACUUGAGAUGCAAAUUGAACAGCGCGACCAGAUGUAGGAAUCAUUGAUACUGCGGUUCAAAUUUUAAAUAAAAUUUCGUUUUCAUCGAAGUAGA
Messenger RNA from Bradysia coprophila, 978 nucleotides. RefSeq lists its product as uncharacterized. NCBI's taxonomy places the organism in Eukaryota, Metazoa, Arthropoda, Insecta, Diptera, Sciaridae. The record is from RefSeq and is a predicted model, not a curated record.